UCGGAAUCUGUAAUUCGUGAAUCUGUACUUCCCUCUAACCUGGCCUGGUUACGUGAUCCAACUUGGUCAGUGCGUGACUGCGCCUGUCGGUCUCUUGCUCGCCUUAUCAAAGCCUGUCCUUCUGCUGCAAAUGACGCUCUCUCAGGACUUAACUCACGAGUCCCAGGUGGUGGAUCAGGUCCGACUGGUGCUGUAGGCAUGCUUAGCGAAAAUCCAACUUCCGCUAAAUCUGCUACAAGCGCUUGUAUGGCUGCCGUAUCCUUUUUCACGGUUUGGCCUCGCUUUUUCUCUGGAUGGCAUUAUGUGAAUAAAACUGGAGAGUGCAUCAAAUUUCGUGCCGUGAUGCUCAUUGCUUUAACAUCUUAUCCUUAA
This is a messenger RNA of Protopolystoma xenopodis, 372 nucleotides long. NCBI's taxonomy places the organism in Eukaryota, Metazoa, Platyhelminthes, Monogenea, Polystomatidea, Polystomatidae. The record is from the annotation of a GenBank genome assembly.